UGUCUGUUUUUAUUAUUUAUUAAUAAAUCUAUUACCAAAUACAAAUAUGAACAAAGACUCUUAAAAUAUUUUCAUCCAACAAUACUGGAUGACAGAAUAAAUAAAAUGAAAGGAAGAAAAUAAAAUGUGAAAUAGCCCUAAAAACUCUUACUUCUCUGUUGUUAAUUAUUUUUAGUGUCAUAAUUAAUUAGUUAUUUUUUUUUUUAAUUAAAAGCUUGCAGUAGUUGUAGCGGCAGGUGACGCCCCGUGACGUUUAGACUUCACGUCUUCUGAUUGGUUUAAACACUGAGGAGAUUUAAGUACAUACAGUACCUGCGACUGACUGUGUUUAUCUUUUAACAUUUUAAACGGGUGAUGUCGAAUACGUAAUUUCGUGAUAUCGAAAUGUUUAACAAAACUCAAAAGCAUACAGAGGUAUAUGUAUGUUAAAGCUGGAGGAUUUUUAAAAUUUGAAUCUCAUGACGACGGGGUGUUCAGUUCAGUUUAUCAGAAGAUAGAUCAGAUCCAGAGUUCAGCUGUGCGUCUAUGAAGAGUGACCGGUCUAGGGAGCCGCCAAUGACAUUUAAGGGUGAAGAUACAUACCCUGCUCUCAGCAACAAGUCUAAUCUUCCUGAAGUUCAAAUCACAUUCAGAUCAAAUCUGAGGAAGAAAUUUGAGUAUUUGUAUGAGGUAACUUCAAAUGAGAUAAACCCAACACUACUGAAUGAGAUCUACACAGAGCUCUACAUCACAGAGAGUGAAAGUGGAGAGAUCAGUAAUGAACAUGAGGUGAGACAGAUUGAGACACAAUCCAGAAGAACAACAACAGAGGAGACACCAAUCAAAUGUAAUGACAUCUUUAAACCUUUACCUGAACAACACAAACACAUCAGAAGUGUGCUGACAAAGGGAGUCGCUGGCAUUGGAAAAACAGUCUCUGUACAGAAGUUCAUUCUGGACUGGGCUGAAGAGAAAGAGAAUCAGGACGUCCACCUCAUAUUUCCACUUCCUUUCAGAGAGAUCAAUUUGAUGAAGGACAAAACACUCAGUCUUUUAGAUCUUCUUCAUCUUUUCUUCCCAGAAACAAAAGAAAUGGAAAUCUUCAGUGAUAAUUAUAAAGUGUUGUUCAUCUUUGAUGGUUUGGAUGAGUGUCGUCUGUCUCUGGAUUUUCACAGCAGUGUGAGGUUGUGUGAUGUAAAUAAAUCAACCUCAGUGGACGUGAUGCUGACAAACCUCAUCAAGGGGAAUCUGUUUCCCUCUGCUCUCAUCUGGAUCACCUCCAGACCAGCAGCAGCUGAUCUCAUCCCCUCUGAGUGUGUUGAUCGAGUCACAGAGGUACGAGGCUUCAGUGAUCCACAGAAGGAGGAAUACAUCAGGAAGAGAAUCAGUGAUGAGAGUCGGUCUGAUCAAAUCAUCUCACACCUGAAGUCAUCCAGGAGUCUCUACAUCAUGUGUCACAUCCCAGUGUUCUGCUGGAUUUCAGUCACUGUUCUAGAAAAAAUGUUGAGUGAAUCAAAGAAAAGAGAGAUCCCCAAGACUCUCACUCAAAUGUACACGCACUUCCUGAUCAUUCAGACAAACAUCAAACAUCAGAAGGGCAAUGAGAAGAAGGAUGAAGACAUGAUCUUUAAACUGGGUAAACUGGCUUUUAAGCAUCUUGUGAAAGGCAAUCUGAUCUUCUAUGAUGAAGACCUGAGAGAGUGUGGCAUUGAUGUAACAGAAGCAUCAGUGUACUCAGGAUUGUGUACUCAGAUCUUCAGAGAGAAGUUUGGUUUGUAUCAGGGGAAAGUUUACUGCUUUGUUCAUCUCAGCAUCCAGGAAUAUCUAGCAGCUCUUUAUGCUCACAUCUCCUUCACAAACAACAACAUAAAUGUGUUUAAACCAGAUUGGUUUUUUAAAAUUGUGAGCAUUGUGAAAUAUAAAUCAUCAAAACAGAUUUUACUAUUUAAGUUACAUCAGCGAGCUGUAGCUGAAUCUUUACAGAGUAAGAAUGGACAUCUGGAUCUUUUCCUGCGUUUUCUUCUGGGUUUUUCACUGGAGUCCAAUCAGAUUCUCUUACACGAUCUACUGACACAGAUGAGAAGAUGCUCCUAUAAGAAAGAGGAAACUGUGAAGUACAUUAAAGAGAAGAUGAAUGAGAAUCUGUCUACAGAGAAAUCCAUUAAUCUGAUUCACUGUCUGAAUGAACUGGGUGAUGAUUCACUGCUGCAGAAGAUUCAACGUUAUGUUAAAUCUGCAUCAGCAAGAAAGACCAAACUCUCCUCUUCACAGUGGGCAGCUUUAGUUUUUGUGUUGUUGAUGUCUGAGCAGCAUGUGGAUGAACUUGAUCUACAUAAAUUUAUUGGAGCUGAAAAUACAGCAGAUGAAGUUCUUGUGAAACUGCAGCCGGUGAUUAAAGAAACCAAAAAACUAAAGUUGAAGUGUUGUGAUAUCACAGAUGAAGGUUGUGUUGCUCUGACUUCAGCUCUGAGAUCAAACCCAUCACACCUGACACAACUAGAUCUGAGCUGGAAUAAUCUAAGAGAUUCAGGAGUGAAGCUGAUCUCUGACGUACUGAAGAAUCCUCAAUGUAAACUGGAGAUACUAAUGUUGUGUGAUUGUAAGAUCACAGAUGAAGGUUGUGUUUCACUGACUUCAGCUCUGAGAUCAAACCCAUCACACCUGAGAGAACUGGAUCUGUCUGAUAAUAAACUAAGAGAUUCAGGAGUGAAACUGAUCUCUGAUGUACUGAAGAAUCCUGAGUGUAAACUGGAGACACUGGUGUUGUGUGGUUGUAAUAUCAAAUAUGAAGGUUGUGUUGCUCUAACUUCAGCUCUGACAUCAAACCCAACACAUCUAAGAGAUCUGGAUCUGUCUGGGAAUAAAUUUGGAGAUUCAGGAGUGAAGCUGAUCUCUGAUCUACUGAAUAAUCCUGACUGUAAACUGAAUAUACUGGAGUUGUAUGAAUGUAAUAUCACAAAUGAAGGUUGUGUUGCUCUGACUUCAGCUCUGAGAUCAAACCCAUCACACCUGACACAUCUUAAUCUGUCUGGGAAUAAUCUUGGGGAUUCAGAAGUGAAGCUGAUCUCUGAUGUAUUGAAGAAUCCUUACUGUAAAUUGGAGAAACUGGAGUUUAGGAGGUGUGAUAUCACAGAUGAAGGUUGUGUUGCUUUGAUUUCAGCUCUAAGAUCAAACCCAUCACACCUGAGAAAACUGGAUCUGUCUCUGAAUAAUCUCACUGAUUCAGGAUUGAAGCUGUUCUCUGAACUAAAAGCUGAUGCACAUUAUAAACUAGAGACAGUAUGGCCUUGACAGUAAAGAUGUCUGUCUGAUCUUGAGUAUCAUUUGAUGGUGAAUAAGAAGACACAAUAGUGACAUCACAGACACAAAAUCAACACAGACUGAAAACACAAUAAAACCUCACACUGACUUUACUCCUUUAGUGGAACAAAAAGGAGACAUUUAGAUUUCAGUUUAAGCAUUCUUAAUGCUGACGUGCUUUGUUUUUAUAUAGUGAAGAUGAACACACUGAUGCUAAAGCGAUACAUUAAGGAUUUUUAGGUAAAUAUUAACUUGUAAUGUGAAUUGAUUACUAUACUUAAUAUAUUUAUUGUAACUUUAUUUUUACUGGGGGAGUGAUGGAGAUACAGUAAAUCAGUUAAAGGUGCUCUAAGCGAAUUGAAGCGUUUUAGACCAUAAAACAUUUUUUGUUACAUACCGGAAACAUCUCCUCACUAUCUGCUUGCUGCCUGUCCGCUGAUCAAACUGUAAAAAAACGCGAUCUCUGUAGACAGCCCAGGCUUCACAAACGGCAAUAUCAACAAAUGGCCAAACCUAGCAGCACAAAACAAAACAAAGUAUUCCAGCCAAUAAACGACAAGAAGGAUUUGGGGGUGGGGGUUGGGCGCGUUCAUGAAAGCACGGAAGGGAGGGGGAGGAGGAGGAGUUAGCUACGCUCUGUCUGUUUGAAAACAGUUCAAACAUCAACAGGAAGUGACGUCGCACAUUAUUCGCUUAGAGCGCCUUUAAUGCACAUGUCUCAAAAGGGUUUAUUAUAAAAGCGACUUGUUCACAAAAUACUCGCAAGACACUAACUUAACACUAAACUCUGAUUACACAUGAGAUUAAGCAAGUAUCUGGCAAAUGCAAGCAUCUCUUUUUAUCAUAAACCCCUUUGAAAUGUCUGCAGCAGACAUGUAUUUUGACAUGACACAUGAUGCACAUAAGUUUACAUGACGCGCCCAACACAUGACAUGUUGUGAUGAGCUUUGCAUCGUGCACCUUUAAAAAAUAAGUCACCGGUCGCCACUGCUAAUGCUAUCCCAAGAAAAAAUAAGGCAACCAAUGGCAUGUAACAAAACUUUUUCUAUAUAGGUAUAAACGGAGAGGAUAUUCAUCAUCCAACAAAAUGUUUUAUAAAAUGGUUCAUCACAUGAAAAACAACAUAAAUAAUAAUAUUUGUCACAAACAGCAGAAUUUUAUGUAACCUCAAAGGGUUUUCUGUAAAAUUACAUAAAGAUAUUGCAUUUAUCACUGUAUGUGGUUCUAUUAUCAUCACAUAUCCAACAAUCGUCAAAUGAAUAAUAAUGUUAAAUAAAUGGUCUUUUGUAAAUUUAUGUGAAACUUGAGCGUGAGCUGCCUCAGAUAGCCACAAAUGCUACACCUUUUAUCUUAGGCCCUACUCUACAAAAUGAGUACAUUCAUAGCAUUUUCUUUGGUUGUGUGCUUUAAUAAUCCCUUGCUAUUUAUUGUAUGUGCAAAACAAA
This is a messenger RNA of Paramisgurnus dabryanus, 4724 nucleotides long. NCBI's taxonomy places the organism in Eukaryota, Metazoa, Chordata, Actinopteri, Cypriniformes, Cobitidae. The record is from RefSeq and is a predicted model, not a curated record.